Molecule: messenger RNA, 1248 nt
Organism: Asparagus officinalis (garden asparagus)
Lineage: Eukaryota; Viridiplantae; Streptophyta; Magnoliopsida; Asparagales; Asparagaceae
Exons: 6
Coding region: 1-1248 (415 amino acids)
Source: RefSeq, a predicted model, not a curated record
AUGUACAAGGAUAGAGAAAUUGCCAAGGAUAACCAAAGCAGUGGGAGAAGCACUUCAGAUGCAGGUGAAUCCGAGUACAUGAAUUUAGAGGAACUUCCAGAUAGGGGUGAUGAUGCUUGUUCUGACAGAAGAAUGGAGGAGGCUCUAGGUGCAGAAGCAACUACCCAGGACGUAGAGCUUAAGAGGUUAUCCAGGGUACCCAAACCGAAUCCUAGAUAUCUUUCAUCUCUUGAUUACUUAUUGUUGACAGAUAGCAAUGAAUCGGAGUGCUAUAAGGAGGCUAUGCAAAUGAGACCUAGCAGUUUUCCAGAAGGUAUGACCAUUAAUUCAAAUUUGCACAAGAACACCACUUGUCCACGUGGAACGGUUCUUAUUCGCAGAACUACUAAGAAUGAUUUACUACAUGCAAAAACUCUUCAAAAUCAUGUCAAAAGACAUGUUACGAGUUACCCAUCGGAGAAAGAUAAAACUAGCAUUGGAAUUGGAAGCCAUUAUGCAGUUAUGAAAACUACAAUUGGCGAAUAUUACGGAGCAAGUGCAAAGCUUAUUGUUUAUGGUUUUCCAAAUAUCAAAGUUGAUCAAAGCACCAUAAGCCAAAUAUGGGUUAUUGGAGGUGCUACUGGACCAUUAGAUGAAGUAAACGCUAUACAAGCAGGAUGGCACGUAUGUCCGAGUUUAUAUGGUGACUAUCUAACCCAUCUUUCUAUAUCUUGGACGGCUGAUGGUUAUGAUACAGGUUGCUACAAUCUCCAUUGUCAAGGAUUUAUGGUAAUAUCUCGCGACUUUAGUCCUGGAAUGGAAAUAACCCAGCUUUCUACCUAUGGUGGGAUUCAAAAAGCCAUUGACAUAAGUAUCUUCAAGGACCCAGAUGAAGGAAAUUGGUGGUUAACCUAUGGGGAAGAAAGAUCUCUAGUGGGAUAUUGGCCAAAGGAGCUUUUCAACAAUUUAGAGAAACCUAACGAGGUUGAUUAUGGUGGUGCAUCUUACUCUCCCUACAAUGAACCUAGUCCCCCCAUGGGAAGUGGUCAUAUGCCUUGCGAAGGUCCAAAUAAGACAUGCUAUUUUCUGAAUAUUAAGUUAGUAAAUAAAAAAAAUCAGCUUUACAAUCCAAAAUCUAACAGAGUCAAAAUUUUAUCUAAUAGACCCGACUAUUAUGGUAUUGAUGGAAAUUAUUACUCAGGGUAUCCAGAUGGUUACAAAUUUCGUUAUGGUGGUCCUGGAGGAUACACUCGGAUGAAGGAAGUGUAA